CGACGAGCCAACGCAACGAGAAAGAGAGAAGAGAGACUGUCUACAUUAAUAUUACUUGUUGUUUAAGUAUUAGUUUGUUAGUUAUUGUUGUAGUAAUGAAUGCUCUUGUGUGUUGCUGGUUAUAGUGUUAGUGAUAGUAAUAGUAAUAGUAGUAGAAGUGGUUCUGUAUCAGACGUAGUAGUAGUCGAGGACGACGACAAGUGGACGGGGAAAAAUAAAGAGACAGUAUGAUAAGCUUUAACAUAACUUUAGUUUGCUCGGUUUUCAUUUGUAGUUUGCCAUCAUCAUUCACUAAAUGAUCUGUUCGGCCUACUUAUUAACUCGCGAAUUACUCUCAUGAUAACGUGAUUGAUGGUGAUACAUUGACGGAAGCAGUGGCGCUUCGUAAAAAUAUUCGUAAAAAUCAGUACAGUAGGUCGAGUUAAAAAUUGAAUUAAAAAAAAUUUUUAAAAUGAUGAAUUACAAUUUAGUGACUGUUGUGGUGGGACAGUGUCAUCACGUGGAUUUGCCGAUGUUGUUGCGGUAGGAAACAGCCGGAAGCGAUAAAAGUGGGGGCUCUGAAGGGAAGAGAGCAAAAGCCAGCAUACUAGUCGAGAGCAAAAAGGGGUGUAGGGAAUAAGUAAGUCGGGUAUUGUAAGAAGAAGAAGAAGGAGGAGGAGGAGGAGGAGAUUUAAAGAAGAAUAAGCACCUCUUGUCUCUUUCUCGGUAGCUCUUGUUGCUCCCACGCCCAAGACAGGAGGAAGAUCCGGAAGUCGUUGGUGCUAGUGCCGUGCGUACCGCCGGAAGAGUGGGAAGAGGAGAGCUCGUUCAGUCGGAGUCCGAGUAGAGGAGAAGGAGGAGAGCUUUGAGCGCCGCUACACCUAGCCGAGAGUGAUAGCGCGCUUCUCUCUCUCCCGCAGUUGUCGUGUUGCCAGUCGGUCUCUCACCGUCCGUCGUCGUCGUCGUCGUCGUCGGCUCACUACCGUCAACAUUGCCUUCUUAAGGACACUAGCUGGCUUAUUUAUUUAUUUAUCAAUAAUAAAUAAAUAAAUAAAUAUAAUUUAAAAAUUUUUGUUUUAAUUAAAAAAGUGCAACUGGGACUAGAAUAAAAUUAAUUUCGGUUUUAAAUAAUGGAAGUUUGAGUUUUUAAAGUUUGAGCUGGCUGCAGUAACGUUUCGUAAAAGGAUUACAAAAUCGUCGAGGGACACUUGGAGAGAGAACGGGGAAAGGAAAAAAGAGUGAAGCCUACGAGGGAAAGUCUACGUUGCGGCACACUCUAUACUUUGUCGCUGUCUCUGUCUGUGUGUUUAUUUGUGCGUUCUGUGUGAGUGGAUUUUUUUAUUUAAAUGUUUGUUUAAUUAAAUGUAUGCAUGAACACAUGAGAGAGCCUCAAAUCUUUACCAUUGGAUUUUUUUUCGUAAUAACAUAAUAACAGAGAGGGCCAACUUAUUUUGGAGUUUUUAGUUAGUUUAUUAAUCAACAAACUUUUAACGAACAAGUUGAGCAAGUUUAGGGCUGCUUGAAUGGAUUAAGUGGGGGCUUUAAAGUUUAGGAGAGCUGAUUGGUUUCAAUAAAAAAGUAGAAGUGGAAUCAAGUGCCGGUAGAAAAGAAGAAAGAAAAUCCAAAUAAGUUGCUGUUAUUGUUGUUGUUGUUGUUGUGGUUGGAGUAGUCCAAGGGAAGAAAAGUUUAAAUACGACUCCAAUUAAAGUUGUAGCUGUUGAUGAGUAAAUUUAUUUAAAAAUAGUGUACGCGUGCGCGAUUGCAAUAAGCGCGUUGUUAAGGAAUUAAAAGUCCGCUUAAAAAGGUUAGCGGGAUAAAAAAAAGUCGCGCGAAAGGAUAAGAGAAAGGAAUAAGAGCCUUCGAAGUCCUUGAGAGUACCCAACGGGUAAAAGUGCUGCUGCUCGCUGCUAUUGCUCUUGUUGUUGCUGUUAGCUAUUGCUGCCGAUGCUGAUGGAGCCAGCCGGCUGACCCUGGACAACUCACACAUCACUGAGGGUCUUUUAUUAUUAUUAUUAUUAUUAUUAUUAUUGCUGUAAUUACUACUGCUGUUAUUGGUACCAGCGAGAACGGUGAGAAGUUUAAGCUCCAAAGGAGGAAAAAAACAACGUUCACAUUAAUUUAUUAAUACACAAUUUAUUUAUGUCUGAUGGUUAAAACCAGACAGUGACGUACUGGAUCACGGAUUGGAUGCCGACACGCCAAAAAAUCAGAGACAACUUCUGUGAGAUUUUAAGUGAAAUACUCGAUAAAUAUGGAUACACGUUGUUCUGUUGAUUUUAUUGAUUACAAAGUAUAUUAAUUUUAUUACUAUAUGCCAGUGAAUAAAGUGCAAGGUGAUGUUUUAUAAUAAUAAUAAUGAUAAUAAUUGCUCCGUUAUUAUUUUAUUAUUUAAAUGUAAGUUUAAUAAAAUAUUAAGUGUUGAGUGAUCUCGAAAAAAAGUGAUAACGUUUUAAUAGUACGAAUUUAAUAAAGGAGUUAUUAAUAUUUAAUAUAAAUAAUUUAUAAAAAUUACUAUACAUACACACUUCAAUGUACGUCACGUGCUGCUGCUGGCAAUGCACGAUCUCGGAUCACAAAGUCCCGUGGUCAGUUUAUUUGGAUUUUAACAAUUAUCAUCGAUUUGGUUAUUAUUAUUGUUGUAAUUAUUAUUUAAAUCCUGGAUUGGAGAUGACGAGAAACACUUCGAGAGAGUCUUAACAAUUUUGGAAUAUUUUUUUGUUUUUUGACGAUUGGAUUUAAAUCUUCAUAAAUAACGCUCCAUAAUUGACGGAGGAUUUAUUGAGAAGAUGUAUACGGACGGUCUACUAACUCUCCAUUAUGGGAAACAUCCCGCAACCUUGGCUGCAGAGGUCGGGGCAUGGUACAGUGGGGAUCGUCAUGUCGACGUGACCCUGGCCUGCGACGACGGCUCCGUCGUCAGGGCUCAUAGGGUCGUAUUGGCCGCAGCUAGUCCCUUUUUGGCUAGUCUUCUUCGCAACCCGGCGCUGGACCACGUUGUCCAUCUGUCUGGUGUCAGGAGAACACAGCUUACUCACCUACUUGAGUUUCUUUACAAUGGAGAAGCUCUCAUACCCUCGUCAGAAUUAACGCCUCUGAGAGAAUUAUUUGAACUCUUACAAAUAAAAUCAGAAUCAUUUGAUCCAAACCAACCACAAACGUCAACAGAUUCUGAUUCAUUAAGGAUACCAACACCACAACCUUCUGAAAGUCAAGAGAGUUCUAGUUAUGAGUCUCAGUAUGACAGCAGGUCGCAAUCGAAUAAUCCAGCGGACUGCUGUUCCGUGCUAAUAAAAAGUGAAGGCUGUGAUGAUGAUCCAGAGCAGGAUGUCGAUGUUGAGGGCGUUGAAGGUGACGCAAUAUUGACAGACAAUGGUGAGAGCAGUAUCGAGCCACCAAGAAGGAGGGAUAGCUCGGAUCCAGUAAACCUUAGUCUAAAUUCCGGUACCUCGACUAAAAGUGAUGGGUCCCAUGAACUUUCCCACUUGCGGUCGGACAAGAUGCUGCUAGAGAGGAGAGAGUCGCUAGAAGAGGCGGAAGAAAGACGAAGACAAUUAGCAGCGCGACUAUCUCUCGGAUUAGAGCCGGGAAAAAGAAAACCCGAGGAGAUACCUCUGCCGCCAGCGGAGGCGUAUGUCGUAACACCUCAUCGCAAACGUAGACCGGGAUUCCAUAAUGCACCUGCACAAAACCCGGCAUUCGUGCCGUUCAAUCCGGGAUUUGAGACACCGAGGAGACUCGCUGCCCCACAUCCACUCAGUGUUUCCGCUCCACCCUACCUGGACAGGUCAGUAACGCCUCCAGGAGCGUCUCACAGGCCGCCCAGCGCAGACCCAGCGUCGGCGGCGGGCCUGGAGCCACCAUGGGGUGCUUGGACUCUUCCUCCAGCGCGAGCCCCGCCACCUCCCUCGGCCGAGGACCCGCCGAAAUGCACGCCAGUUCGCGAGUACCGAUGUACCUACUGCGGCAAGCAGUUCGGAAUGUCCUGGAACUUAAAGACUCACCUGAGAGUUCACACCGGCGAGAAACCAUUCGCCUGUCGCCUCUGUGUCGCCAUGUUCAAGCAAAAAGCUCACCUCCUGAAGCACCUUUGCUCUGUACACAGAGGCGUUAUAGCUGCCCCGGAUAAUACCUUCACCUGUUGCUUCUGCUCCCUCAGCUUCGACAGCCUCCAAGAACUCAUACGACAUCUCUCCGGACCGCACAACAAUCUUCUUCUCAGUAAAAACCUUCACGACUAACGACAGUACUAAAGAUCUACCGGUACUUUUAAUUAAUAAUUAUUUUUCGGUACGAAAAAAAAAAGAAAAUUAACCCUCGUAAUUCCUACGUAUUAAAC
Messenger RNA from Cotesia glomerata, 4315 nucleotides. It is a transcript of the gene ken, whose product is annotated as transcription factor Ken. Gene Ontology annotation, biological process: regulation of transcription by RNA polymerase II. Bases 2766 to 4217 code for a protein of 483 amino acids. NCBI's taxonomy places the organism in Eukaryota, Metazoa, Arthropoda, Insecta, Hymenoptera, Braconidae. The transcript has 6 exons. The record is from RefSeq and is a predicted model, not a curated record. Gene Ontology annotation, molecular function: protein binding; DNA-binding transcription factor activity; RNA polymerase II cis-regulatory region sequence-specific DNA binding. Gene Ontology annotation, cellular component: nucleus.